GCGGCAGUGUUCUACUGAUUCAUUCUCAAAGGACUAAAAAACGUUUUAGUUCGGAAUAUUUCAAUAGAAUAGAAAAAAAGAAAAAAACUACUCCUAAUAUUUAAUAGUUUUUAAAAAUUAAAAAAAAAAUGUCAACGAUAGAAAUAUGUUAAUUUUUUUUUAAAUUUUAUUUUGAGAAUAUAAGAAAAAGUUAUUAAAUGGUGUCAUAAAAAAUGGAUAAAGUUCUUGUGAACGUUUCCGAUAGGGGCCGCAUUAAACUAAAGAAAUCAAAUAAAUCACAUCACAGGAAGGUUCGGAAAUCAAUAAUUGAUAGAAUCUUGACUGAAUUAUUUUGGUGAUUCGAUUAAGAGAUUAUUGAGAAAAAUAUGUCCAACGAAGAAGAGGAUAAAUAUUAUCAAUAUAAAGAUCAUUUUCUCUUUAGGAUCAAUGAGCGAUUUAAGAAUCCAACAAAUGAGACGGAAGAUUUUUCUAAACCAUAUUUAAGACCAAUUUUCUUUAAAAUUUAUCCAUUGAUAAUUUUUAUUUACGCAAUAUUAAUAAUUUCGGGAAUUAUUGUCAAUUUAACAAUGUUAUAUCAUAUUUUAAAAUUUAAAUUAUAUAAAGAUCCAACUCACGCAUAUUUAAUAAAUAUGAUAAUAUCCGAUAUUAUAAAGUGUCUCUUUUCACUUCCACUAUCAUUAGCAGUGAUAUUGAUAGAUAACUGGAUUUUUGGGAAAUUUCUCUGUUACUUUCUUCCAAUGUUACAGGAUUUUCCAUUUCACAUAUCGAUGAUGACGUACUUGUUAAUAGCAGUCGAUAGAUUAAAAGUAAUCAGCGAACCUGGAAAGCCUAGAAUACCAGCAUUUGUUUGCUCCCUAGGAACAUGGUUUUUUGCUGGAUGUAUUGUACUACCAUAUCCAAUUUACACUACUUAUUUGGACUUGGGGGAGAUGUUGAGCAAUCAUUUCGAAGGGUUGGAAAUAUGUUUCGCAAAUUUACUUGAUGAUAUGAGAGAUUAUAUGCGCGGCUUGUUUAUUGGCACAUAUGCUGCUCCUCUAGCAAUAACAGCAUACGUAUAUGUAAAAGCAAGCAAGGAAUUGCAAUUUGCAGAAGACUCUUCAGGAAUAGGCUUGUCAGAGACUCGAGGUACUCGCUUGAGACAAGACAGCAUUGAUAGUAACGACACUUCAAAUAUGCAGGAUAAUAAACGUGAGCCUACAACAGUCCGUAGAGAUUCACUUGGUCUUCCUAUUGCUUUUGAUGACAUAGAAUUAAAUAUUCCUAAAGAAGCUAGAGCUCAAAAGUAUCUGAUAUUUAUGGUAUCAGUUUACGCCAUUUGUCUAUGUCCUCUAAUGAUUCUAAGAUUAGCAAAGCUUGCUCUUUAUGAAACUUAUGAGAAUAGCAGCUAUUUCGACAUUUUGUACAUUUUGUUCGUUUGGAUUGCUUUUUUACCCAGUGUGACAACACCUGUAAUUUACGCUUUCUGGCAAAUGACAAGGAAAAAGAGGGAGAGUCUACGCAACUAUUGCCGUUCUCAUUGUUGCUAUUCAACAGAUAAUGGUGAUAACAGAAUUCCCCAACUAAAUGAAUUAGAGACAGUAGAUCAAGCGAAUCAAUGCCGAAUAACGAACAUUACAGGAAGUAAUAGUCACGACACUAUUGGUCGUGCAGGAUGUCGAAGAGGAAGCUCACCAAGGACCCAGAUUUCAGUCGCAUAAAUUACGACUAUUCUCGGCAUACUAGGAUUUUUAAACUCAUAUACAUAAUAAUAAAUAUUUUGAUUUGUUGAGUAAUGAGAAGGCCUAGAUACGGUUUGUUUUUUUUAAUGAAAUUUAUUAAAAUCCCAACUAGUUUCGAACUGUAUAUAGUUCCUCAUCAGGGGAUGAAUAAUUUUAUAAACAUAUUAUUAUCCAAGCGUCGGACAUAGUUUAUAAUUUAUAGUUUACCGUAUCUAGGCCUUCUCAUUACUCAA
This is a messenger RNA of Leptopilina heterotoma, 1951 nucleotides long. RefSeq names its product prolactin-releasing peptide receptor. The record is from RefSeq and is a predicted model, not a curated record. The transcript has 8 exons. Bases 366 to 1697 code for a protein of 443 amino acids. Gene Ontology annotation, molecular function: neuropeptide receptor activity. Gene Ontology annotation, biological process: neuropeptide signaling pathway. Gene Ontology annotation, cellular component: membrane. NCBI's taxonomy places the organism in Eukaryota, Metazoa, Arthropoda, Insecta, Hymenoptera, Figitidae.